UUAUACUCGUAGUAUUGUUGAAAUUAUAAAUUUUGUAAGUUCUUCAAAAAGUCAGCCCAUCGAUAGCGAGCAGUUAAAGUUUCGUCGCCAUGGCUGUUACACGCAUCAUCGCUUUGGCCACUAUUAUGGCAAUCUCCCACGUUUGCGGCACAAUUGCCGCACCACAGGGACGCAUACUGGAGGGUGAGAAUGCCGCAGCCGGUGAAUUUCCAUGGGUUGCUUCGGUUCGUGUGGACAACGCGCAUGUGGCUGUGGGCAGUAUUAUCAGUCAAUACCACAUUUUAACCUCAGCUCAAGGCGUCUCCGAAUUGGGCAGUACACCCAUUUCUUCUUCGCGUGUAUCGGUGCGUGUUGGCAGCAUUAACCAGUUUGCUGGCGGUCAAAUUGUCAGCGCCAGUUCAAUUCUUAUACAUCCAUCUUUUGGUAAUUUCUUGCACAACAUUGCCAUCAUUACCUUGGCAGAACCGCUAAGUUUUACCGACAGGAUCGCAUCGAUUGCUUGGGACACGAGCGAACUCAAUGAAACAUUGGCAGAUGGCAUAAAUGUGUUAUUGGCCGGUUGGGGUCUUCAACUAUCAGGUGCUUCUCCAUACAGACUACAGAAAACCACACUGAGCGUGUUAAGCUCUCAUGAAUGCGAAUAUAAGGCCGGUUAUGGCUAUGAAUCAGCUUUGUGCUUAAACCACGGUGUCAAUCAGGGCAUCGGUCGGGGUGAUGAGGGCGCUGGAGUGGUGUUCAACCACACUUUGGUGGGUGUAGCAAGCUUUUUCUUUGGCGCCGGUGGCACUGAAUUCCCGGAUGUGAGUUGCAGAACGGCUUACUAUAGCGAUUGGAUUUUAAAUAAUGUUGACCCAGCGCUAGCGUAUUUGAAAUAAUAAAAGAGUCUUUGAAUAUUUCCAGAAUAGACAAUUAUGUGUGUAUAAUAGAACAGGCGAACAAAUAAAUUGUGUCGAUAAGAACUACAA
Rhagoletis zephyria (snowberry fruit fly) is the source of this 965-nucleotide messenger RNA. Its product is annotated as chymotrypsin-like protease CTRL-1. Gene Ontology annotation, biological process: proteolysis. Gene Ontology annotation, molecular function: serine-type endopeptidase activity. The record is from RefSeq and is a predicted model, not a curated record. NCBI's taxonomy places the organism in Eukaryota, Metazoa, Arthropoda, Insecta, Diptera, Tephritidae.